AUGCUUGAUAUGAAAACUGGUUCCGCUUCUCCCAGGAAACUUCAUUUCAUUCCAAUCUCUGCAUUGAAAAUCUCAGGAGAUAUCAGGGCUUCGCUAUCGCAACUUGAAGCCAUUAUGGUGUUUAUCAGCGAAGUUCACAUCCAAUAUAUGGAUAAGUAUUCUCCAUUCUUCAAUUUAUCCUCUUAUUGCUAG
Messenger RNA from Saccharomycopsis crataegensis, 192 nucleotides. RefSeq lists its product as uncharacterized. Bases 1 to 192 code for a protein of 63 amino acids. The record is from RefSeq and is a predicted model, not a curated record. The transcript is spliced from 3 exons. NCBI's taxonomy places the organism in Eukaryota, Fungi, Ascomycota, Saccharomycetes, Ascoideales, Saccharomycopsidaceae.